AUAUUUUGUUAUCUGUAAUUUAUAAUUUUUUGAAACGAUUCUUUUUAAAUAUGUGUUUCUUUGGCAUCGUAACGCGUUUCUUGAUCAUUGUCUUUGGUAUACUGCUGCCGGCUCGCUACACCCACAAUGCGCUUGGCAAGGACGAAUUGAACGGCUGGGCCAAAUAUUGGAUUGUCUACGCAUGCCUGGUGACCAUCGAGCUAUUUGGCGAUACGUUCCUCCACUGGGUACCACUGUAUAUGGAGUCGAAGCUCUUGAUUGUACUCUGGCUGGUUGUGACGGCGCCACAGGCCAGCGUCUGGGUCUUCGAUUCGAUUCUGAACCCAUUGCUGCAGCGCUAUAUGCCGCGCAUCGAUAACUUCGUGCAGUACGGCAAGCGCAAUUUGAUGGCCGAUUUCAUGAGCUACGCCACGCAGAUAUGCGUCAAGUGUCUGGAUGCAAUAUUGCCCGUGAUCUCAAGACUGUGGAAGAAGCAACUGAAGGCGGUUGUCCCACACAUUCCGCAGGUGCUGGACUCGGCCACCGAGGCGAAUAAUCCUCCGUUUCAAGACCGGGAUGCGACCAACCAUAGAAAUGUCUUGUAUGACUCCAGUUUGAACGAAGACGAGAUGGAUGACACACUGCCGCUCUCAUACUCAAACUCCAUGGUCCCGAAUCAAAGGAAACUAUCGAAACUUUCGCUGCAGACAGAGCUGAAUACGAAAUUGAGCGAUAAGCCAAAUCGAGGUCACCGACGGCAGCAAUACGUCCCGGAAUUGCCCAACGACGACUCGAACCAAUAUGAAGAUCCGCUCCUAGGCAUGGAGGACCUGCUGAAAAGCGAACGCCAUGCCAUUGAAAUGCAAAAUCGUACAAUGACCGUGCGCAAGGACAAUCGUCAUCGCAUCUAGUUCAGAGUUUAUCAGAACAGGCAAACAGCAUUACGUAUUUCUAUAAAUUCUUUGUUAGACGAUCAUUCACUAUUCGACGUAAGAUCUGGCACGGGGUGUUCGGUCCAUAAAUAUUUGUUUUGAAUCUUA
Molecule: messenger RNA, 1019 nt
Organism: Drosophila navojoa
Lineage: Eukaryota; Metazoa; Arthropoda; Insecta; Diptera; Drosophilidae
Biological process (GO): endoplasmic reticulum tubular network organization
Cellular component (GO): endoplasmic reticulum membrane; endoplasmic reticulum tubular network; cytoplasmic microtubule
Molecular function (GO): microtubule binding
Source: RefSeq, a predicted model, not a curated record